Molecule: messenger RNA, 2840 nt
Organism: Carassius auratus (goldfish)
Lineage: Eukaryota; Metazoa; Chordata; Actinopteri; Cypriniformes; Cyprinidae
Product: phosphomannomutase 1
Exons: 8
Coding region: 222-1028 (268 amino acids)
Biological process (GO): mannose metabolic process; protein N-linked glycosylation; GDP-mannose biosynthetic process
Cellular component (GO): cytosol
Molecular function (GO): phosphomannomutase activity
Source: RefSeq, a predicted model, not a curated record
AGAACCACAUGUGCAGAUUAAUCCACCCUCAGCAGUGAUGUAGCCUGCCGUAUACACAGUAACCUUGGGAAGUAAGACUCAUCAGUAUACACUUUUUAUCUUUCGGUUUCAUGAAAGACGAGAGACCGUGUCUCGUUAUAUUCUUAUGCAUUGACUCAUCUUGAGUCAUUUCUGAUUUAUUUAUAUUUAUUGUCCUUUUUGGUUUUAUUAUAAAAUUUUAAAUGUCUACUGGAUUAGAAGAAAUGGAUAUGAAGUCUAUUUUAGCCGGAGGUCGAAAUGUUUUGUGCUUGUUUGACGUGGACGGAACGCUGACAAACCCGAGAGAGAAGAUCGACCCUGAGCUGGACCAGUUCUUCCAGUCCUUGAGAAAGAAGGUGAAGAUCGGCGUGGUGGGUGGAUCAGAUUAUUCCAAAAUCGCAGAACAGCUCGGAGAAGGAGAUGAAGUCAUACACAAGUUUGACUACAUCUUCGCCGAAAAUGGAACCGUGCAAUACAAAGAGGGCAAACUCAUCUCCAAACAGGCCAUUCAGAAUCAUCUGGGCGAGGAGUUACUGCAGGACCUCAUCAACUUCUGUCUCAGCUACAUGGGGCUCAUCAAGCUGCCCAAGAAACGAGGGACGUUCAUUGAGUUUCGUAAUGGCAUGAUCAACAUCUCGCCCAUCGGACGCAGCUGCACGCUAGAAGAGCGAAUCGAGUUCUCUGAGAUCGACAAGAGAGAGAAGAUACGAGAGAAGUUUGUGGCGGCUCUGCAAGAAGAGUUUGCAGGAAAAGGUCUGCGGUUCACCAGAGGGGGUUUGAUCAGUUUCGACAUCUUCCCGGAGGGCUGGGACAAACGCCUCUGUCUGGACGUGCUGGAGCAGGAAGGAUGGGACACCAUCUUCUUUUUCGGCAAUGAAACUUCAUUGGGUGGAAAUGACUACGAGAUCUUCGAGGACCCUCGUACCAUUGGUUUCACCGUCCGCUCCCCUGAAGACACGGCGAGGCUCUGCAGGGAGAUGUUCUUCAGCACUCCGCCCAACGAGUCGUGACACUGGACAGCUGACUCCUGCGCCCACUGCUGGUCACUGUGGGCAAACACAGGCAGAUCAACCCAAACCACACCUCUGCUGAUCUGCAGACCGAAGGGACUGCACGGAAACAGCUCUUACAGAGCCCCAUCGGAUUUAAUGUUCAAAUAUUACUUGUACAUAGAAAGAUUUCCCCUCGUUUCAUAGUAAAAAAAAGUGUUUUACUGUGGCCACGUUCACACUGCAACAUUUCCGCAGUGACAACAAUCCUCUGAAUGAUGAAAGAAUACAGGACUGCUUGACAUCUCAAAACUGUAAACCAGGUGCUUUAAUGGUGCUUUACAUAUUUAAAGGAAUUACGCGAUUUAAAGGAAUCUAAGGGAAGAAUGAAAACUUAGAUUUACAAUAUAUUGCAAAAUAAUGCAUUUAAAACGUUUUAUUUUAAAGUAUUCUCUCAUCCACUCAACAGAACUGCUCGUUGUCAUAUGGGCUAUAACAAAACACAUUUUGAUUUCUUUAAAACGGUGAAAUCUGACAAAACGUUGAGUAGUUUGAAUACGUGCUUAUUACUGUCGGUCAGUAAUUUUUCAGCUGUUAAAACGAUAAAGCCCGCCUCAUUUGAUAUGAUUGGUCAUCUCAAUCAUUUGAGUGUUCAUAAGCAGACCAUAAAUCAACAAAAGGAUGACAAAACAUAAUAAUAAACAGAGCAAUACACUUUUGUCAUCCUAAUAAUAAACAGAGCAAUAGAGAGCAGCUGAGCAGAAUAUCUGGAGAAUAUAACAUAAUGAAUCAGAUGUGUCUGGUUAAUUGCAGUCCUGUUUUGUGAGAUACUGAAGACACGCACCAGUUUCUGUGGUUUUCUGGCACCUCAGAUAAGCCAGCGUUGUUCAAAAGGAGUCACUCAGGACGUCAAGUUGGCUCCAGAUAUUUAUCAUGCUAGACAUUGAUUCAUCAGCGAGCCUCUUUGAGGCAGUAGUUCACUCAUUAAGACUUGACGAAACGCUGAUCAUCCGCUAGUUUUCUGUGAGUGAUCUAAUAACUUGCUGUAAUCCUGUAGUGUGAACGUGGCUUUAGUAAACCCCAUCAGACAUCAGAAGUGACAUCAGAAGUGACAUCAGAAGUGACAUCAGGAGUGACAUGUGAUGAAACGAGUGAUCACUUCUGUCUGUUCCACGCUUCAGUUUUGUUAUGGUCUCGUGAUCUUAUUUGAAAUGUUUGUGAGUAGGUGAAUGUGCUUCUGAUCUCGGAUUGACUCUGAGAUAUUUACAAGAUGAUGAAAAUGAAAAAUCUGCGUAUUUAUGAAUGAAUGACCGCCCGAAUUGAUCAAAUCUGAUCUAACGCCAACUAAUAGUUGAUCUGUUUGUGGAAUCGCUCUUUUAAUGUGGUUAAGAUUACGAAUCAGUUUAGAUGUGAUAUUAUCAUUCCUGAGAGAAUCCAGCAUCGCUGAAACACCAGGUUGAUUUCCGGGGCAUUUAUUAUGACCUUCCUUACGUUGAGCGUUUGUUAAUCGGACAUCAGUGUUUCUAAUUCAGGAUCCGUCGUGUGUUUGAGCGUGUGCUGUGAAUGUUAAUAUAUCGUUGCUUCAUGUCUGAUUGCAUAAAUGCACUUUAACUUGAAUUGAUUCAUAUCAUAAAAUUACACUAAUGAUGUAAACGGUGCUGGAUUUAAGAAAUUAGGUGACCUUAAUUCUUUUAAACAAACUCAUUUAGUGAGGAUCUUUAUCUUUUAAUUUGUUACAUUUUAAAGUUUUAACACUCCUGAAGAAAGGAAAAACUGAAAAAGUAAUAGGAUUUUCGUGGUUCAAAAAUACAGCCUAAACAUGUGAAAUGCAAA